CCUCCCCCCAGCACUGCGGUAACAUGGCUCCGUAGCGAGCGGCCCGGGCCGGUGCUGCCGCCGCCAUUAACCCCCGGCUGCCCGGCGGGGGAGCGGCCCGCGGGGCUCAGGCGUUGUCCGCCCGCUGCGUCUGCCGUCAGGAUGAGCUCGGCCGCCGGCCCCGCCGCUUUACCCCCGGGCUCCGCCACCCGGGCCUUGCAUGUGGAGCUGCCCUCGCAGCAGCGUCGGCUUCGGCAUCUUCGGAACAUUGCUGCAAGGAACAUCAUCAAUAAGAAUGGUUAUCGCCUCUUGGACACGUACUUUACUCUUCAUUUGUGUGAUAACACCAAGAUAUACAAAGAGUUCUAUAAGAGUGAGGUGAUCAAGAAUUCUCUGAAUCCAACGUGGAGGAGUCUGGACUUUGGAAUAAUGCCUGAUCGUCUUGAUACCUCUGUCUCUUGUUUUGUUGUGAGGAUCUGGGGUGGCAAGAAGGAGCACUUCCAGCUUUUGAUUGAAUGGAAGGUCAAUCUAGAUGGGUUAAAAUACUUGGGCCAGCAGAUACAUGCCAGAAACCCAAAUGAGAUUAUUUUUGGCCUCAAUGAUGGUUACUACGGAGCUUCAUUUGAACAGAAGGAUCACUCAGGUACCCUGAAGAACAGUCUUCUCCAGGUGGAUCAGAACUGUGUUCGUAACUCUUACGAUGUCUUCUCUUUGCUUAGGCUUCACAGAGCCCAGUGUGCAAUUAAACAGACUCAGGUAACUGUUCAGAAGAUAGGGAGGGAGAUUGAAGAAAAGCUGAGAUGUACAUCUACAAGCAAUGAACUGAAAAAAGAGAGUGAAUGUUUACAGUUGAAGAUCCUGGUGCUACGUAAUGAACUGGAGAGGCAGAAGAAGGCCCUUGGUCAUGAAGUAGCCUUGUUGCAUAAGGAAAAAAAUGCUUUGCAUGACAGAAAAAAUGCAUUUGAGGCUGAAUAUCAGAAACUUCUAGAACAAAAUGAAUCCCUGCAUGAGUUAAGGAAGGAGUGCACUGCUAAGAGAGAACUGUUUUUGAAGACAAAUGCUCAGCAGACCAUUCGAUGCAAGCAGCUGCUGUCGGAGCUAUCCUAUAUCUACCCCAUUGAUCUGAAUGAUCAAAAGGAUUACUUUGUUUGUGGAGUCAAGCUUCCUAAUUCUGAAGACUUUCAAGCAAAAGAUGAUGGAAGCAUUGCUGUUGCCCUGGGCUACACUGCUCACUUGGUGUCAAUGAUCUCCUUCUUCUUACAAGUUCCACUCAGGUAUCCUAUCAUUCACAAGGGCUCCAGGUCUACAAUCAAAGAUAAUAUCAAUGACAAACUGACGGAGAAGGAGCGAGAAUUUCCUUUAUAUCCAAAAGGAGGAGAGAAGCUUCAGUUUGAAUACGGAGUGUAUCUUCUCAACAAAAAUAUAGCACAGCUUAGAUAUCAACAUGGGCUGAGUACUCCAGAUCUAAGGCAGACUCUUCCUAACCUGAAAAACUUCAUGGAGCUUGGACUAAUGGUUAGGUGUGAUAGACACCAUACAUCCAGUGCCAUUCCAGUUCCAAAGAGACAGAGCUCAAGCUUCGGCAGAGUGGAUAUCGGCUUUUCCAGCGCGCUUCCUUCUCCGGAGAAAGGACUCCGAAAACGAGCCAGCACGGGGAACGAAAGACUCCAGUACAAAACUCCUCCUCCUAGUUACAACUCUGCUUUAACACAACCUGUUCCCAUCACAGCCCGGGUGGGAGAGUUAGAUAAAAAACCUGGAUCUCUCUCUUCCUCCUUGGAUACCUCCAUGGACUCCUCGAAAGGAAAUCCCAAGAAAAGCGAGGACUCGUGCGGCAGUUUAAAUGGAGAAAACGGGAACCUCGCCAACCCCCAGGACCCUCAGGAGUCUUUCCUAGGACAAACUAGUGCAAUAAAUGGGGCCUUUGUGGCUGGUGGGUGCUCUGGCACUGCAAGCAACAACCAGCAGCCCCCUGAGUUUCGUCCUCUCCUCGGCCCCGUCCCGUGUUGCACCGUGGAGCAAGCGGAGGAGAUAAUGGGGAUGGAAGCGACAGGGUUCACCACAGGAGAUCAGCUAGAAGACUUUAACUCCAUCCCGGUGGAACACGCUGUGGCAGUGGAGUGUGAUGAACAAGUCCUGGGGGAGUUUGAGGAGUUCUCUCGAAGGAUCUAUGCACUGAAUGAAAACAUGUCCAGCUUCCGCAGGCCGCGUAAAAGUUCGGACAAGUGAGCUCGGACCAGGGACUUGUUAGCAGACGUGGAGGUGAAAUCAGUGGAAUAGAGAUCAAAUUGCACUUAUUCUUUAUAUUAAUUAUAAAAUAAUAAAUAAAUUAAAAAGCUAAAGCUAUUCCUAUGGUGUUAGACAAACGGACUUGAGCACGAUAACACAGGAUCAUGGUAUAUUCACAGCCCAGGUAAAUUUGGAUUCUGCUCCCAGUCCUCUCUGGCUUUUCAUCUUCUGUUGGAAUAUUAUUUUUUUUUUUUCAGGCAUUGGAAUCCAUUUAGAAAAGGCUUUCCUGGAAACAGCUUCUAGUGCUGAUCAGGCCCUUCUAUGAAUAUUUGUUAAUUUCUUAAUUAUUGUUUAGAGUUAAUCUUUUCAGAAGGAAAGAAAAAAGAAAGUUAAUUUAAAAACACAUUUAUGGUAAGAGCUCCUUUACCUUCUCCCAUGGACUCCUGUGUUUUCUUGAGCAAUGCAGUCUGUUACAGAAAUACCAUGAAUUUGUUAUAAUUGGACAGCUUUCUCUUGGCUGUGCUCUGUAGCCUUUGAAGUUCUAGUUUGCACUGAUGGGUCUUCAGUUGAUGGUGUAAACGUGCCAGAGAGUGAGCACCCGUGUAAUAUCUGCAGUUCCCUUGCACCUGAUUAAUCAGAAAUGACAUUUCCCCCCCACCUCCUUUCCUCCACACUCACUGUUCCUACCAGUAGAAGCCUCGAGGACUAAAUCCCCUUGAAGGUUUCAUAUUUAAAAAAAACCUCUUGGCCUGACCAUUCCCUGCUUCAGUUGGGCAGAGACCUCAUGAGUGUGGCAUCUCAGUGGGGUUCAGCUGCCACCCUCCAAGGUGUCCAGUGGGGACAGCUGUGCAGUGCUCCACAGACACCUGCAGGAAAACCCAGACUGAAAAUGCAGCCAGCACUUUGGAAUCAGGCAAAUCUGUGGAAUCUCUCCACCCUGGGUGGAAAGGAGGCCCUGAAUGUUAUUCCUCUACUUUUAACCAUCUGUGUUUUGAAAGAAGAGGCUUCCAGAGGGUUGCUCUUAGGUAGGUUACCACUGGCACCCAUGUUCAGCUGCACUGAGGGGGAAGCAAUUUGCAGCCUGCUUUGUGAUUCCUGGUAUUUGUUUCAGUUUGGAUUUCAUUGCUCUUGCUUUCUAUAUUGUAUACCCAAGAAUCUGGGCUCGCUUGUGAGCUCUCAAAUAUAAAAAUAUAUAGCAGAAUAAAAAACACUUCAUCAUG
Apus apus (common swift) is the source of this 3428-nucleotide messenger RNA. It is a transcript of the gene UVRAG, whose product is annotated as UV radiation resistance associated. The record is from RefSeq and is a predicted model, not a curated record. The transcript has 15 exons. Lineage: Eukaryota; Metazoa; Chordata; Aves; Apodiformes; Apodidae. Gene Ontology annotation, molecular function: SNARE binding. Gene Ontology annotation, biological process: SNARE complex assembly. The coding region runs from base 142 to 2208 and encodes 688 amino acids. Gene Ontology annotation, cellular component: endosome; lytic vacuole.